AUGGCUCUUUGUGCCAGCUUUUGUGUCUAUUGUGAGAUUAAAAGUGAAGUAAAUAAACUGUACAAGUUACUGGAGAUAGAUGUUGAUGGAGUUUUUAAGUCCCUUUUGCUGUUAAAAAAGAAGAAAUAUGCUGCUUUGGUUGUGGAAUCAGCCGGAGAUGGAAAAUACAUUACCAAACAAGAACUUAAAGGAUUGGACAUAGUGAGAAGAGAUUGGUGUGAUCUUGCAAAAGAGACUGGAAACUAUAUAAUUGGCCAGAUCCUUUCUGACCAAUCUCGAGAUGUAAUUGUAGAAAAUAUCCAAAGAAGGUUAAUAGAAAUUGGAGAAAAUGUCACAAAUAACCUUAUUCCAAUAAAACAAUAUGAGAUCAAUAAGGCAUUGACAAAAGAUCCCCAAGAUUACCCAGACAAGAAAAGCUUGCCUCACGUGCAUGUCGCCUUGUGGAUGAAUUCUCAGGAGGGUAGAAAGCUGAAAGCUGGGGACACAGUGUCAUAUGUUAUCUGUCAGGAUGGAUCAAAUCUGAGUGCCAGCCAGAGAGCAUAUGCUCCGGAACAACUGAAGAAACAAGCAAAUCUUACUAUUGAUGUUCAGUAUUACUUGUCACAACAAAUUCAUCCAGUAGUAGCUCGUAUCUGUGAACCCAUAGAUGGAAUUGAUUCUGUUCUUAUUGCAGCGUGGCUUGGAAUGGAUCCCUCACAGUUCAAAGUCCAUCAACAUUACCAUAAAGAUGAAAAAGAUGAUUUGCUUGGUGGCCCAGUUCAGCAAACUGAUGAAGAAAAAUAUAAAGACUGCAAGAGAUUCAAGUUUGCUUGUCCAAAAUGUGGGACAGAAAAUAUUUAUGAUAAUGUCUUUCGAUACUUGGGUGGAAAGCUUAAAGCCAGUGUGCUAUGCUGUAACCCAGAAGGAUGUAAUGAAAAUCUUUUAAAUUACUCUAUGCAGUUUAACAACAAGUUAAUCUUGGAUAUAAGAAGUUUUAUAAAAAAAUAUUACAGUAAGAGUGAACCUGCUUCUUCUCUGGUUGGUGUAUGGGGUCAGAGUGACCUCACUAUUUCAUGA
Molecule: messenger RNA, 1056 nt
Organism: Protobothrops mucrosquamatus (brown spotted pit viper)
Lineage: Eukaryota; Metazoa; Chordata; Lepidosauria; Squamata; Viperidae
Product: DNA polymerase alpha catalytic subunit
Exons: 8
Coding region: 1-1056 (351 amino acids)
Biological process (GO): mitotic DNA replication initiation; leading strand elongation; DNA replication
Cellular component (GO): alpha DNA polymerase:primase complex
Molecular function (GO): pyrimidine nucleotide binding; chromatin binding; purine nucleotide binding
Source: RefSeq, a predicted model, not a curated record